ACUUCAUCCACCACACUCGCCCAUCAAUUCUCCCCACCCUGCCCCUCCCCAGUUGCUCAGAGUCUACCCUUAGCGGCGCCUGUAAUAUUCUACCCACAUCAUGUUGUCGUCCAGGAUAUCAAGAUCGUUUUUGCCCCGAGCCACAUCCGCCGCGCGAUGGACGCCUGCUGUCCGGAAGCCCUUCGGCUCAGCCUUCGUCAGGGGAUACGCUGAUGGCGGCGAGGAGAAGGUCAAGGGCUCGGUCAUUGGUAUUGACUUGGGCACCACCAACUCAGCCGUCGCCGUCAUGGAGGGCAAGGUCCCGCGCAUCAUCGAAAACUCGGAAGGUACGAGGACAACACCAUCCGUCGUCGGUUUCACAAAGGAGGGCGAGCGUCUCGUCGGUAUCGCCGCAAAGCGACAAGCAGUCGUGAACCCGGAGAACACCCUUUUCGCCACCAAGCGUCUCAUCGGCCGGAAGUUCACCGACGCUGAGGUGCAGCGCGACAUCAAGGAGGUCCCAUACAAGAUUGUCCAGCACUCCAACGGUGACGCAUGGCUCGAAGCACAGGGACAAAAGUACUCGCCAUCUCAGAUUGGUGGCUUCGUUUUGGGAAAGAUGAAGGAGACCGCCGAGGCAUACCUGGGCAAGAACAUCAAGAACGCCGUCGUCACUGUCCCCGCAUACUUCAACGACUCGCAGCGUCAAGCCACCAAGGAUGCCGGCCAGAUCUCAGGUCUGAACGUGCUCCGUGUGGUCAACGAGCCCACUGCCGCUGCCCUUGCCUACGGUCUUGAUAAGUCGACCGACAGUGUCAUUGCCGUCUACGAUCUUGGGGGAGGCACUUUCGAUAUCUCCAUCCUCGAGAUCCAGAAUGGUGUCUUCGAGGUCAAGUCUACCAACGGCGACACCCAUCUCGGUGGUGAGGACUUCGACAUCACCCUCGUCCGCCAUCUCGUCCAGCAAUUCAAGAAGGAGCAAGGCAUUGAUCUGUCUGGUGACCGCAUGGCCAUCCAGCGAAUCCGCGAGGCCGCCGAGAAGGCCAAGAUCGAGCUGUCCUCGUCGCUCCAGACCGACAUCAACCUGCCCUUCAUCACUGCCGAUGCCUCCGGACCGAAGCAUAUUAACUCCAAGAUGUCCCGGUCACAACUUGAGCAGCUGGUUGAUCCCCUGAUCAGCAAGACCGUUGAGCCAGUGCGCAAGGCCUUGAAGGAUGCCAACCUCAAGGCCACUGACAUCCAGGAGGUCAUCCUCGUCGGUGGUAUGACUCGUAUGCCCAAGGUUACUGAGUCCGUGAAGAGCAUCUUCGGCCGCGACCCGGCCAAGUCUGUCAACCCCGACGAGGCUGUUGCCAUUGGUGCCGCUAUCCAGGGUGCCGUCCUCUCCGGUGAGGUCACUGACCUCCUUCUCCUCGAUGUCACUCCCCUAUCCCUCGGCAUCGAGACUCUCGGCGGUGUUUUCACUCGCUUGAUCAACCGCAACACCACCAUCCCCACCAAGAAGUCGCAAGUCUUUUCGACCGCUGCCGAUUUCCAGAGCGCCGUCGAGAUCAAGGUCUACCAGGGUGAGCGUGAGCUGGUCCGUGAUAACAAGCUGUUGGGCAACUUCCAGCUUGUCGGCAUCCCGCCUGCGCACCGUGGUGUCCCCCAAAUUGAGGUCACCUUCGACAUCGAUGCCGACUCUAUUGUGCAUGUGCACGCCAAGGACAAGUCGACCGACAAGGAUCAGUCCAUCACCAUCGCCUCUGGAUCUGGUCUAUCUGAGUCUGAAAUUGACAACAUGGUCAGCGACGCCGAGCGUUACCAGGAGUCCGAUAAGGAGCGCAAGAACGCCAUUGAAGCCGCCAACCGCGCCGACAGCGUUUUGAACGACACCGAGAAGGCCCUCAAGGAGUUCGAGGACCGCCUAGACAAGGCCGAGGCUGAGAAGAUCCGAGAAAAGAUUGCCAACCUGCGCGAGUUCGUCACCAAGAGCCAGUCUGGUGAGGGCUCUGCCACCGCCGCCGAGCUUAAGGAGAAGACCGAUGAGGUUCAAACCGCCAGCUUGACCCUGUUCGACCAGAUGCACAAGGCUCGCGCAUCAGACUCAAACAACAGCAGCUCUGGCGAGCAAGGCCAGGCUGGUGAGAGCACCGAGGGCGAGAAGAAGCCAUAGAUCUUUCACUAGCUAAAGUUUUAUGUCUGUCUCCUCUCUCACAAUUGGGCUCACUCUCGGCACUUAAAAAGCGGUCCUGUCAUUUGCAUCCUCUCGGUUUUUGGGAUUUAGAAAGCGUCUUCCCUGUCCUUUUACUUGUACCUAUAGCCUUGUUGUUCGAUUCACCUCUCAUGCGAAACGCCAUCUCCCUUUAUUGGCUCUGUCGUUUUAUUAUGGCGAUUGGGAGAGUGUGGGGGAGUAUCUGGAGGGAGUCGUCUGCUGCAAUUUUGAACAAGGACGAUACCGCUGGGGCCUAGAUAUCGGCUGCUGGAAUUGUAAAAUAGUAGUAGGGUGUGUGGGCAUGAGGCCUAAUGUCAUAUUCUCCCCUCAUGGCGAGUUGCUGUUAUUUGUUUCCCAUCUAUGAUUGUUGAGUUCGUCAAAUUCGCUUGAGUGACUACGCU
Molecule: messenger RNA, 2574 nt
Organism: Mytilinidion resinicola
Lineage: Eukaryota; Fungi; Ascomycota; Dothideomycetes; Mytilinidiales; Mytilinidiaceae
Product: mitochondrial heat shock protein-like protein
Exons: 3
Coding region: 101-2134 (677 amino acids)
Biological process (GO): protein refolding; cellular response to unfolded protein
Cellular component (GO): cytoplasm; mitochondrion
Molecular function (GO): ATP hydrolysis activity; misfolded protein binding; ATP-dependent protein folding chaperone
Source: RefSeq, a predicted model, not a curated record